Molecule: messenger RNA, 4120 nt
Organism: Eupeodes corollae
Lineage: Eukaryota; Metazoa; Arthropoda; Insecta; Diptera; Syrphidae
Gene: PIG-O
Product: GPI ethanolamine phosphate transferase 3
Exons: 6
Coding region: 489-3740 (1083 amino acids)
Biological process (GO): GPI anchor biosynthetic process
Cellular component (GO): endoplasmic reticulum membrane
Molecular function (GO): mannose-ethanolamine phosphotransferase activity
Source: RefSeq, a predicted model, not a curated record
UUUCAUGUACUAUGAAAACGUCAAAAAUAAAAUUACUCUUUUCGGUGGAAUUUAUUUCUUCUUAACUCGGGUGUUCUGGUUUUUUAGCUUUUUUCGAUUCGAAAAAACCCAAAAUGUUGAAAUAAAGUGCAACAACCGAAAAGUUUAAUUUCCAAAGCAAACUAAUUCAAAGUAUUUCCAGUGUUCGCAAUUCAAAUACUUGGCGAGGCCGCAUCCAAAGUUUUUCUCAAAUUCUCGGAUAUCAGUUUUCUACUUUUCAGUUUUCGCAUAUAAAUACAAAAAUACAACACGCCUGGUCCUUUUUUCUUUUCUCUUCGUUCGAUAAAAUGGGAAAAUCUAUUUGAUAGUUUUUUGUUUUUAAAUUUAUUUAUUUAUUUAUUUUAUUUGUUGUUAAUUUUGUAUUAGUAAUAAAUUAAUUGUUGCAAGUGUUUUUGAAGUGAGGAGGAGUGAGCGCCUCGCUUAAUUGUAUAAAUUAUCGCCAAAGAAUCAUGAAUUUCGCAUGGAAUUAUCUAUUUGUUUUGAUUUGGAUUGCUUAUCUCAUUGGAUCGGGUGUCUUCCUGUUUUCGCGGGGAUUCUUAUUGUCAAGAGUUUCUAAAACAGAUGUCAGUACGUGUAGGCGGCUCUCCAAUAAUCCGGAAGAGGAAUAUUAUUUAAGUGAAGAAAUCGUCCAGGAAAUCUUCAAAGAUGUAAACGCCUCAUCGAAUCUAUGUCUUCCAGCUAAAUCAAAAGUUAUUAUUCUACUCAUUGAUGCCUUAAAGUAUGAGUUCGGCGUAUUCAAGCCAAACUUAUCCGACCCACUACCAUAUGAGAAUAAGUUAACAAUUAUCAAUGAUCUCCUAACAACUGACCCAGAACGCAGUCGUAUAUUGCGCUUCCAUGCCGAUCCACCAACAACAACCCUACAACGACUCAAAGGUCUAACAACUGGCAGCCUUCCAACAUUUAUCGAUAUAGGUUCAAAUUUUGCAUCGCCAGAAAUCAAUGAAGACAAUAUUAUCGAUCAAAUGAUACACAAUAAUCUGCCAGUUGUAUUUUUGGGCGAUAGUACGUGGACAGAUUUGUAUCCAAAACGAUUUAUGCGUUCGUAUUCGUAUCCAAGUUUUGAUAUAUUCGAUUUGGAUACUGUCGAUACGAAGAUUAAGAAAUAUUUGCCAAAUGAAUUGCGCAAGGACGAUUGGGAGGUUUUGAUUGCUCAUUUCCUGGGAGUGGAUCAUUGUGGUCAUAAACAUGGUCCAUUGCAUGACGAGAUGUCAAGAAAAUUGACCGAAAUGGAUGAUGUUAUAAAAUCUGUAAUUGAACAAAUGGAUAAUGAUACAACACUCUUGAUUAUGGGCGAUCAUGGAAUGACUAUUUCUGGCGACCAUGGUGGGGACUCGGAUGACGAAACCAAUGCAUUGCUAUUUGCGUAUACAAAAAGUAAAAAAUUUGUAACAAGUGAUUAUGGAUCAGAUCCCAAUUCUCUUCAACAGAUCGACCUCGUUCCGACGUUAGCCACAAUCCUCGGCAUACCAAUACCCUAUUCAAAUUUGGGUUUAAUCAAUUUUAACAUAGUGCCUGAUGUUGCUGUGCCUUUUAUGUCGAGAUAUCAAGUUCUGUUGCUCCAUGCGUGGCAGAAUGCUCAACAAAUCUACAAAUACUUCUACAAUUACGCUUUGGAAAACAAACGAACAUUCAGUUUCGAUGAAAUGGAUUCGAUGGAGAGUCGAUUUCUCCUGCUAACGCACAGAGUAAAGACCAUAUACACAGAGGUGGCGUUCAAAAAUUUCAUAUUAGAUCUCAAUGCACACUUGCGAGAUAUUUUAAAUGUUUGCCGUGAAAUUUGGGUGAAGUUUGAUGCCACACAAAUGUCUCAGGGACUAUUGAUAACCUUCUUGCCGAUAUUUUUCUCAUUUUUAUUGAUCAACAAUUCGCGGGCCAUAGAUUUUCCCAAAAUCUUCACAUUCAAAGUGGUGUUGUAUGCGUAUCUGUUGAAUAUGGCGUGUGGAGUUUUUGGAUAUCGCUAUUUCAAGAAGUUCUCCUUCAAAACCGAGGAGCAUGGUAUUAUAUUUUUCACCAGCAUUGUGAGCACUCUGAUGUUGGUGUUUUUGACGUUGAAGAAUUGGGGCUCGAUCGCAACGAAUUGGAGUGGCAUGAAGCGUUUCGGGAACAUGACGACUCGCAUCAUAUGUUUCAUCCUCAUUUCGGUGUUUUUCUCGAAUAGUUUCAUCAUUCAGGAACCAAAAAUCAUUUCGUAUCUACUCACUGCCGUGAUUUUGCUGCUGAUCUAUGAGAUUCUGCAGCAAAGUCUGAAAGUAGACUUUAAGACAAAAUUCCGAGUAGGCGUCUUUUUGAGGUCGAUAUCGUUUCGAUUAGUGUUGGCGGCGAUUUUGGCAAUUAUUCUGCUUCGCUCGGCCUAUUCGUUGUUCCGGUGCCGCGAAGAGCAAGGAGAUUGUGGAGACUUUUCCAAUAACUCGGGUGGUUUUACAUUCAAACGACCGGCAAACCCCAAGACCUAUCUGCUGGCGGUUGUGGUGGUUGUCUUGUACACAACUCUAACUAGAUUAUAUUUGCGAUCGUGUGGCAAUUUGACGGGCUCAUCGGUGAAUGUGCUCUUGGCUCGCUAUGGACCAACUGUGGCAUCGAUAUGCGCUGGCGGACAUAUCCUGCUGACUAACAGUGCUAUAAAGAACAUCAAACGGAAUCAUAUUGAUUCGAUGGCUUUGGUGAUCUACGCUUUGUUGUUGUUACAAAUCAUUGUUGUGUCGGUGUCGCCGUUGAUGACGUACGUCUUGCCGCCCAGAAGCACCAUGAUCUCGGUGAAGACGCACGAAGGAGUUGUACCGGAGAUCUUUAAGAAAAUGAAACAGCAAUACGAAGGCGUCGAGGAAAGUGAAAAGAACUACGAAAUUCCGGUUGUUUAUGGCCUGGCGACUGUUUACUCCUCGAUUUUGAUAUCAUUCGGAGUUUUCCUGGCUAUGGUAUUGAUUAUCCUCCUGGAGCCAAAAUCAUCAAUUGGACUUGUUAUUUGCAUCGCUGUAGCAGCUGUUAUUUUGGUAGUUCAUUCGAUUCUAAGAUAUCGCACUGCCACUAGUUUUGAAACUUGCAUUCAACCAACAUUUACUGCCAUUGUGGGUUGGUUCCUUUUGGCGAAUUUCUGUUUCUUCGCAACCUCACAUCAGACGACGUUGUCGCAGAUCGAUUGGCGGGCAGCAUUUGUUGGCCGGACUUCGUUUGCUCGCAACUCGAACUUCAUCUCCGGGAUCCUCGUCAUCCUUAAUACAUUCUGCGGGCAGAUAUUCUUCAUGUCCAUGUAUGGAUUACUCAGCUCGGAGACAUUUUCAAUUUUUGCCCUCUUCCCUUCGCUCAUUCGUUCGAAUUGUAAGGAAAAAAUCAAAGAAGGAGAUCCUCGAAUUGCCAACUCAAUUAAAACAAAUAACGAACUCUCCCAGCAAAACGUUGGAUUCGAUAUGACUCGCGGUGAAUUGAUACUCUUUGAAAACGAGAGUGUUUAUUUAGGAACACUCUUCAAACUCGCCACACAGUUUUUUAUGCUUCAAGGAGUUAAGAUAUUCUGUGCGAUGAUGGCGUGUACGAUACAUUGUCGUCAUUUGAUGGUAUGGAAAAUAUUCGCUCCUAGAUUCAUCUAUGAGGGACUCUCAACGUAUGUCUCCUUCCCUGCCAUUAUAAUUGGUUACUUAAUAAUCGUUCGAGUGCAUUGGUCAGUUGAUAGACUUAUAAAUAGGAUAAAUAAAAUCAAAUGAAAGACGUUAAAUUAAUAAUAACAUUGAACAAAAACAAAACAAAAACACUUCUGGUCAAAUUGUAUUGAAAUAUUUUUAUUUAUAUUUGUUUGUUUUUUUUUUUAUAUGUAAUUCUAUUUAUACAAAGAAAAGAAAGAAAAAAACGGCUCCAAAACCAGUAAAACGGUUUCGUCCAAAGACUCAACUUAAAGCAAUAUCAAUAGUUUUAUUUGAUUUUAAAAAGAAAAUAAGAAAACAAAAAUACAUAGUUAAAAUCUUAACUACUUGAAAAUGGUUGUUAACAAAAAAAAAAGAAAAAACAUUUUUUGUUUAAGUUUGUUUUUAUAAUAAUCACACGCAAUAAAUUUAAUUCACAAGUUUGUUUUUAAUUUAUAAGUACA